AUGAACGGUACAUUAUCUCGUUUUUCCAGAUGGUCUUCACGGCUCCCUCCUGCUUCAUUGUCGUCAUUAGCGCCUAUUGAAAAUAGACGCCCUAGUGGUGCUUUGGCAGGCAUCAGACUUAUGACGAACCUGCAACAACGUCCUGCCUUGCUUACGACCCAACCGUUCUGCCGUCCAACCUUACUUACCUCUCGCCCUGGGUACUCUGGUAGCUCUACUUCCAUUCGCGCCUUUUCGCUUUGGCGUAUUCCAAUCAUGUUGAUGACGGCAGGAAAAACAAAACGCAGAAUUGCCCUAGCCACCACACUAGGCGGCAUGACGCUCGUGAGUGCAGUAGCGGGACCUGUGGUAUGGUUGGUGGUCGGGGGUAUCGCAUCGAUUUUGGCCUGGCGAGUAUGGCGUCAGACAUCGGUUUGGUGGAAGGUACUUGCUCCACCUGCAAUGACAGUCGCGGGUGUGGCGUCCAAGGCUGGGAAUGGGAUUUUUGAUCUUCUCAAGGCACACGUGGGAACCCACCGGGCGGCCGAUCAAGUCCAAAAGGAAGCAAUUUCGCAAAUAAUGAAGUGGGCAGAUACGCCAAUGGGCCGGCGGGUCCUGACUGAGGAAUUCAAUGCAGAUCACAUCAAGGAUCUUAGCUUCUUGCCGGUUCACUCGUCAUCCUUUAGUUCCCAGACCAUCAAAGAAAACAACAAGACCAAAUUCGAUGUACAGCGUGUAGAGAUCCAGUUCUUUGCGGAGGAUGAUGCAACUCCAGGAGACAGAGGGGGCGGGUGUAUAGUACGUGCGGUGGCGACUAUUGAUGGAAACGGAAAGAUCCGAAUGGAAGACAUCAGACUGUCUGCGCCUGACUGGACGUCUGAAGAGAGGAUUCCGAUUGAAUCACUACCGUAUGGAGAUGCACCACAUCGAAGGAUUAUUGAAGGAGAAUUCAAAGAUGUUUAA
Phycomyces blakesleeanus NRRL 1555(-) is the source of this 942-nucleotide messenger RNA. RefSeq lists its product as hypothetical. Bases 1 to 942 code for a protein of 313 amino acids. NCBI's taxonomy places the organism in Eukaryota, Fungi, Mucoromycota, Mucoromycetes, Mucorales, Phycomycetaceae. The transcript has a single exon. The record is from RefSeq and is a predicted model, not a curated record.